CUCCUUUCUCCGGUAACCAGGCUGUGUUGGCAACAGCAGCAGUGCAUUCCAAAUAGCUCGUGUAGAAUCUCAAUAUAGACACAUUUUGACUUAGUUUUUUUUGCCAGACCCAUGACAUAUAUUCAAAAAUAAAUAAAGUCCUUUUACAUCAUUGCAGUUUUGUAAUAAGGAGGGUAUUUAUUGCUGUGUUUUUUAAGACGCUGACCUUGUGCUGAAUGUCACCUGGAGGAUCGAGUUAUUGGUACGGUCUUAACUGGAUAACCAAGGAGGAGUUAACAUCAUGGAGAUUGUUACUCAUUUCAUUAAUGAUACAAUUCAGUUCUACACAUGGAGCCUUACCAUAGCAGACAAGCGGGUGGAGAAGUGGCCCCUAAUGCAGUCCCCUCUACCCACGCUAGCAAUAAGCUCUCUCUACCUUUUCUUCAUCUGGCUGGGUCCAAAGUAUAUGCAGAGCAGGGAGCCGUUUCAGCUGCGCUCCACGCUCAUCAUCUAUAACUUUGGGAUGGUGAUACUCAAUUUGUUCAUCUUUAAAGAGCUCUUUCUUGCUGCAAGAGCAGCUGGAUACAGCUACAUUUGUCAGCCAGUGAGUUACUCUGAAGAUGUUAAUGAAGUUAGGAUAGCAGGUGCUCUGUGGUGGUACUAUGUCUCAAAGGGAAUUGAGUAUUUGGACACCGUGUUUUUCAUCCUGCGAAAGAAAUUUAACCAGGUCAGCUUCCUCCAUGUCUACCACCAUUGCACGAUGUUCACUCUCUGGUGGAUUGGAAUCAAGUGGGUGGCUGGAGGACAAUCUUUCUUUGGAGCCCACAUGAAUGCUUCUAUCCACAUCAUCAUGUAUUUAUAUUAUGGACUGGCAGCAUUUGGCCCACAAAUCCAGAAAUACCUAUGGUGGAAAAAAUACCUAACUAUAAUACAAAUGAUUCAAUUCCACGUCACCAUUGGCCACACAGCCCUCUCUCUCUACAUAGACUGCCAUUUCCCCAAGUGGAUGCACUGGGCCCUGAUUGCCUAUGCUGUCACCUUCAUUGUCCUCUUCGCUAACUUCUACUACCAGACCUACCGGUACCCCACGAAGGAGACGUCCUCCAAAGCAGGAAAGGUGGCUGUGAAUGGGGCCGUGUCCGUGACAAAUGGGGUGAGCAAGCCAGAGAGUAAACUUGUGGAGAAUGGGAGGAAGAAGAAAAAGGGAAAAGCAAAGCGGGAAUGAGAUGAAUAAGCAGGCAUUAUUGAAACAAAUGGGUUUAGAAAUGAGGAAGCCUCCAAUUUUGAGAAG
Molecule: messenger RNA, 1270 nt
Organism: Polyodon spathula (Mississippi paddlefish)
Lineage: Eukaryota; Metazoa; Chordata; Actinopteri; Acipenseriformes; Polyodontidae
Product: elongation of very long chain fatty acids protein 4-like
Exons: 7
Coding region: 281-1204 (307 amino acids)
Biological process (GO): fatty acid elongation, polyunsaturated fatty acid; fatty acid elongation, monounsaturated fatty acid; very long-chain fatty acid biosynthetic process
Cellular component (GO): endoplasmic reticulum membrane; endoplasmic reticulum
Molecular function (GO): fatty acid elongase activity
Source: RefSeq, a predicted model, not a curated record